AACAGUUUUAUGUGGUUGUAAACAAAGAUGGCGGCCAGUCACCAAAUUGCUGCUGUUGUUUGUUUUUGUGUUAUCGUGUCACUUGUUUGAAAACAAACAAACAAACACAUGUGACGGAUUUGUUUUGUCGAGUUUUUUUAGCCGGUCUCAGGAUGAACCUGUUCCGACUCGGACCUAUGGUUCUGGGCGUAAAUGAAGUGACGAACAUGUCGGAACUGCAGGAAGCGGAGCCCCGAGGCUGUGAGGACGGAGCUCUGACGGACCGGUUCGGUGUUCUGAUCCAGGCUCUGUUGGCGGUCGUCGCCUUCAGCACCUUAAUGUUAAAACGAUUCCGAGAACCUGCCGGGAUCAGACGCCCCUGGAGAAUCUGGUUUUACGACACAUCAAAACAGGCCAUCGGCGCCCUCUUUGUCCAUUUUGCCAACGUCCUUCUGUCCACACUGACCAAACAGGACCCAUGUUCUCUUUAUCUCAUCAACUUCCUGUUGGACGCCACCUUGGGAAUGUUGCUGAUCUGGAUCGCUGUCAAGCUGGUGUCCAAGCUGGUGGAGAGGAAACAGUGGACUCUGCUGGUCUUUGGGGAGUACGGUGACCCUCCUGCGGCAGCGGCCUGGUUGGGUCAGUGUGGAGUUUACCUGCUAAUCAUGGUUCUGGAGAAAAGUGCAGUCAGUCUGGUUUUACUGGUCCCAGGAUGGUCCAAAUUGCAGGCGGUGAUGCUAAGCUACAUGGCUAACCCUCAGCUGGAGCUGGUGCUGGUGAUGCUGAUCGUCCCAUUUAUUGUCAAUGCGGUGAUGUUUUGGGUGGUGGACAGUCUGACCAUGAGGAAGUACAAGAACCUGAAGAGUCCUGAGGAGCCUUUCAUCGGUUCAGAGAAGAAGAGGAAGAAAGAUGACGACGAUGACGUGUCCCUGCUGAAUGAUGAGAAUCAUCAUGGGGUUUUGUUGAUGGUGGACACAGAUGAUGAAGAGGAGGCAGAACCUGAUGAUUUAAAUUUGAUCCCUGGUAUAAAACCAAGCUGGGUGAAGGGUUAGCAGGUGCCCACCCCCCCACCCUCACACAGACCGGAGCGGUGGACAAACUGAGUCUGGAAAUCAAACUUCAUAUAUUUUCGUUCAUAUUCCAAAAAUGAUUUUUUAUAAUGUUAACUUUUAUGGUGGUUAAAGGAUUUACAUUUAUUCCAAAUAUUCCCAUAUUUAGGUUACACUAAAUACACUAUGACCUUACUCCAUAAUUAUUUUAAUUUAUUUGUUUUUUGACUUUUUUAGAAAUUGCUGUUUUUUAAACUAUUCUUUGUUCAAAUAAAAAAAAAUUAAAACAGA
Molecule: messenger RNA, 1319 nt
Organism: Cynoglossus semilaevis (tongue sole)
Lineage: Eukaryota; Metazoa; Chordata; Actinopteri; Pleuronectiformes; Cynoglossidae
Gene: tmem110l
Product: transmembrane protein 110, like
Exons: 8
Coding region: 153-1031 (292 amino acids)
Cellular component (GO): membrane
Source: RefSeq, a predicted model, not a curated record